CAGUAAACAAAACAACUUCAAAAAAAAACCUAACAAAAUGUUCAAAUUCUUCGCUUUGUGCUUGUUCGCCGUUGUUGCCUUGGCUGCCGCUAAGCCCGGUAUUGUUGCCCCCUUGGCCUACUCUGCUCCCGUAGUAGCUGCUGCUCCCUACACAGCCGCCUACACUGCUCCUUACACCGCCGCCUAUACCGCUCCCUAUGCUGCUGCCUACUCCGCAUACUCUGCCUAUCCUUAUGCUGCCUCUCCUUAUGUAGCUUCUCCCUACACCGCUGCCUACUCCGCUUACCCUUAUGCCGCUUCUUAUGUCUUGCGUAAAUAGAUUUAAGAAUUAAGGAGUUUUGGAUUGAUUGUUAAAGUUAAACUUUGUUGAAUUUGAUAACGAAAAUAUGCUGCUAAAAUAAAAAUUUUGCUAAAAAAAAUUAAA
Molecule: messenger RNA, 424 nt
Organism: Calliphora vicina (urban bluebottle blowfly)
Lineage: Eukaryota; Metazoa; Arthropoda; Insecta; Diptera; Calliphoridae
Product: vitelline membrane protein Vm26Ab-like
Exons: 2
Coding region: 38-319 (93 amino acids)
Source: RefSeq, a predicted model, not a curated record